Molecule: messenger RNA, 1524 nt
Organism: Solanum pennellii
Lineage: Eukaryota; Viridiplantae; Streptophyta; Magnoliopsida; Solanales; Solanaceae
Product: chitinase-like protein 1
Exons: 3
Coding region: 197-1186 (329 amino acids)
Biological process (GO): cell wall macromolecule catabolic process; carbohydrate metabolic process; chitin catabolic process
Molecular function (GO): chitinase activity
Source: RefSeq, a predicted model, not a curated record
UAAAGAUAGUCUCUUUCACUUACACACCCAAAGAAAAAAACUUCACCAAAACCCCAAGAAAAUAUAUAGAAAGAGCAAAAGUUCCAAUUUUGAUCCAUACCCAAAUCUCAAAAACCACAAAAUCAUCUUCCCAAUUCACUAAUUUCUCAAUUUUUUCAGUUUUCAAAUUUCAAAAUUUUCAUUUUGAGUGAUAAAAAUGUCACCUUUAAAGAUGAAAGUGUUAGGAUUUAUGGUAAUAAUGCUUUCAAUUUCUGCAAUUGCAAAAGGGGAUGAAAAUGAAAAUGAAAAUGAAUCAUCAUCUAAGCCACCAAUAUUAGUGAAAAUGGUAAAGGGUAAAAAAAUGUGUGUUAAAGAUUGGGAAUGUAAUGUAUUGUCAAGAUUUUGUUGUAAUUUGACAAUUUCUGAUUUUUUUGAAACUUAUCAGUUUGAGAAUUUGUUUUCAAAGAGGAAUUCACCUGUAGCUCAUUCUGUUGGCUUUUGGGAUUAUAAAUCUUUUAUAAUUGCUUCAGCUCUUUUUCAACCUCUUGGUUUUGGUACUACUGGUGGUAAAUUUAUGCAGAUGAAAGAAAUUGCUGCUUUUCUUGGUCAUGUUGGUAGCAAAACUUCUUGUGGUUACGGAGUUGCCACUGGUGGACCAUUGGCUUGGGGCCUUUGCUAUAACAAGGAAAUGAGUCCUAGCCAAGAUUACUGUGAUGACUACUUCAAAUUAACUUACCCGUGCUCUCCCGGAGUCCGAUAUUAUGGUCGUGGUGCCUUGCCUAUCUACUGGAACUACAACUACGGAAAAAUAGGCGAAGCAUUGAAGGUAGAUCUGUUGAAUCAUCCCGAAUAUAUUGAACAAAACGCGACCUUGGCAUUCCAAGCUGCAAUGUGGCAGUGGAUGAACCCAGUCAAAAAGGGACAGCCUUCAGCUCACGAUGCCUUCGUUGGCAACUGGAAGCCAACAAAGAAUGAUACUUUGUCUAAACGAGUCCUCGGUUUUGGCACCACCAUGAACAUCCUCUACGGUGACAAUGUCUGUAACCAAGGUGAUAUUGACUCCAUGAACAACAUCAUCUCACACUACUUGUAUUACCUCGACUUGAUGGGCACUGGCCGGGAGGAGGCAGGGCCUCACGAACUACUCACCUGCGCGGAACAAAAACCUUUCAAUCCUUCUUCCUCCCCUGCUGCUGCUUCUUCUUGAUUAACUCAUAUGGGAUUCUAGACAUCCUACCUAUGAUUGCUGCUAUUAUUCUCGACGUAGACGUUGUCGUCCAGCUCCCGGUGUAAACUGUGUGUUUUGGAGUCAUAUAUAUAAGGAUUAAGGUUGUGUUGCCCCUGUCUUCUUGUGUCUUAUUGAAGCAAAUCUUGAUCAGUGCAAUACAUGCAGUGUAUCUGAAACUUUAGUCUGUAAUAAUCUUCGGUUUAGGCGCAUGUCACGAGUUCGAAUUUGGUCAAAGAGCUAAGGAGUGUGCCUAUUAUCAGAGCUGGAUGUAGAAUAUUCACUGUCAGGUUCAUCUAAAUUCAGUAUUUUUAGUGUGA